Messenger RNA from Ornithodoros turicata, 3720 nucleotides. RefSeq names its product DNA-binding protein SMUBP-2-like. Gene Ontology annotation, cellular component: nucleus; cytoplasm. Bases 728 to 3610 code for a protein of 960 amino acids. Gene Ontology annotation, molecular function: DNA binding; ATP hydrolysis activity; RNA binding. The record is from RefSeq and is a predicted model, not a curated record. The transcript has 16 exons. NCBI's taxonomy places the organism in Eukaryota, Metazoa, Arthropoda, Arachnida, Ixodida, Argasidae.
UUUUGAAAAAGAAAAAAAAAAAAACUGCACGAAGACAUUCCGAUUAAGCUAUAUCAGAAAACUAACUUUUGUCAAUAAAGUGGUUGGGCUGCGUGCGUGUUCUUGCACCACGGUAAUUUCCAAUAAUGCAAAUCAAUUUGGACGUGCUGUAGGCUGUAGCCUUUUGCUAUGAUCCGUUUUUUGCAGUCUCCAAUAAACAAACAAAGAAGUUUCUUUUUUACUUUUUUUUAGCUCUCGGUUCCGGUGGUUUCGGUCCGUUGCUGAGCGUUGACCAACAACUCAGCUGUCGCGUUAGAGAAACCGCUUCGUAGUCAGAUAUUCAAAAAAAAAAAAAAAACCAAAGAACCUUAUGAAAAAAUACCUCGUGUAGUAUAUGUCUAAUUAUUUUAUGUACCAAACAAUGUGACUGAUAGAUGUUACGCUUUCCAUUUUCUUUCUGCAUCAUAAUUAUACGAAAGCUAUGCUGGCGAUGCCAGGCUAUAUUCACUAGAUCUGCGAUGGUGCGGGACGGGAUCACUGGGAUUACAGUGAAGCGAAGGGAUGGUGCCUUCAAUGUAACUGUACUGGGAUCAUAAUGGACCAUAAAUAGUGUGUGAAAUGCUUUCACGUCUUUCGCAUGCCGGGUAGUACGCGAUACAAUAUCAAGGUAGGCGUUGCAUUAAAUGGAAACGUAUAUACCCCCAACAACGUUGAUACAGGCGGGUGAUUUUGCAGACGAAAAUCUGCAAUGGACCUUGACGCGUUUGUAGAGAGACACUCUGAGCUUCUUGAACUUGAACGAAACGAAGAAGUAGAACAAAAUGCAAAAGCACAAGAGAGGUUCACCUUGAAGGAGCUUGAAAAUAAAGGUCUGGUCAUCAAAAGAGUGUCGUUGGAUUCAUGUUGCACGGGACUGUACGGACGUCGUAUAUUCAAAUUUCGAGCGUGGAAGCGUGGAGCUACCUUGCCAGCCAACAAAUUUGCCAGCGGUGACAUAGCUAGCAUCGUCUUGGCUAGCGACGCGGCGAGAGAAGGAAUCUGUUCUGGUGUUGUCACAAGCAUCACCCAAUCCGUGAUCUCGAUUGCAGUCGACAACGACGGUGAUGAUUCUCUUUGUUAUGAUGAUGGACGCCCCUUCCACCUGUUCAAGCUGGCCAAUGAUGUCACUUUCAGGAGGCUUAAAAGAACGUUGGAGAAGAUGCGGAAGAAGAGAGAAAUUCGUUUCUCACCCUUGAUCGAGUUACUGUUUGGCACCACAAAACCGACGUCGGCUUCUGAGAUGCGCGACCCAGGGAAUGCUCUCAGGUAUUUGAAUGAAAACUUAGAUGCUUCACAGAAAGAAGCCGUUAAGUUUGCUCUAAGCCAAAAGGAAGUCUGUAUAAUUCACGGCCCGCCCGGUACCGGUAAAACGACAACUCUCAUCGAAGUGGUCUUGCAGCUUGUGCGCAAUGGGUCCAAGGUGCUGGCAUGUGCACCAUCCAACAUUGCGGUGGACAACUUGGUGGAGAAGCUAAUCAGCUAUGAGGGAAGCGUUAAAGUUGUACGUCUGGGUCACCCAGCACGUGUGUUGCCGGAGAUUCAGCGCCACUCUCUGGAUGCGGUUCUGGCACGUUCGGACGACUACAUCAUCAGGGAGGACAUAAGGAAAGAACUCGACUCACUCUUGUCAUCAGCAAAGAAAAACUCUGGCAGAAAUUGUUUGAGCGAAGUGGGACGCAGGAGGCGCGAUCUACAGAAGGAGCUGCAGCAGCGAGAGCGCCGGUCCAUCGAGAUGACGCUUCGAAAUGCAGACGUAGUGCUUUCCACUCUGACGACGGCAUCGGACGAAGGACCUCUCAACUGCUUGCCACAGGAAUACUUUGACGUGGCCGUGGUGGACGAAUGCUCGCAGGCACUUGAGGCAGCCUGUUGGAUGGCGUUGCUGCGGGCACCCAAAUGUGUCUUGGCUGGGGAUCACCUGCAGUUACCGCCUACAAUAGUGUCUAAAAGGGCUGCAGAUGGGGGCCUUUCGUUGACGCUGAUGGAACGACUUCUAAAAUUACAUGGAAACUCGAUAAUGAAGAUGCUCACAAUGCAGUACAGAAUGAACGCGGACAUAAUGCGAUGGUCAUCGGACAAGCUCUACGAAGGAAAACUGGAAGCGCAUAAUUCUGUCCAACACCAUUUGCUGAGAGAUAUGCCAGGGGUAGAAGACAACGAAGCUACAUCAACGCCGCUUCUUCUAAUCGAUACAGCAGGAUGUGGCAUGUAUGAAUUGGACACUGUUGACGAAGACUCCAAAGGCAACGAAGGAGAGGCGGACCUGGUAUGUAUCCACGUUGAAAAUCUUAUUUCGAGUGGCGUGAAAGCCGCGGACAUUGCUGUCAUCUCGCCUUACAACCUUCAGGUGGAACUCCUUCGGCUAAGGCUGCGAUCGAAAUACAGUGAUUUAGAGAUCCGAUCGGUGGAUGGCUUUCAGGGAAGAGAGAAAGAAGCCGUGGUCAUGUCAUUUGUGCGAUCCAAUACUGAAGGCACUGUGGGAUUCUUGGCCGAAGAGCGCAGAAUCAAUGUAGCCGUAACGAGAGCAAGACGUCACCUUGCCAUCAUCUGCGAUAGUGCAACGGUGUCGAGGCAUCCAUUUAUCGAGUCACUCGUGGACUACCUUAUGACCAAUGGAAGUGUACAGUGUGCACGAGAGUACAGUGCUGAUCUGGACCGUUGUGAAUCUCUUCGUCCAUCGGAUGUCAAGCUCAAUCAGAAAAAAGUUUCAACUAAAUCGCAGAAAAGUAGCCAUCUUAAGAAACAUCAGAAAGGAGAGACUACAAUGGGAGCGGCACACAAGGGUGGGAGACCAUUUCAACUGGAGCUCAAGUGCGAGGAUGGCGGCCAAGAAGUCAACAGGGAGGAGAGAGUUCUUGAAGAAGUCGAGGAAUUUUUUGCAUCCGCCAGAUCUGUGCACACGUUUCCCAGUACGUUAAAUUCCUACGAAAGAAGGCUGGUACACGAGGUGGCAGAGAAAUUUGGGUUGCUCCACGUAAGCGAAGGGGACGGUGCAGAGAGACGCAUCAUUUUGAGAAAACAAAGUGCACAGAGCCAAGUUCAUCCGCGAUCGCCUCGAGAGUCAAUGCCAGAAGGAAGUGUGGACACCAAUUUGACGUCAGACGGAUGUACCGGUGUGCCCAAUAAAGCGAGGCAACAGAAUGCGGAGGAGCUCAACGUGACAUCGAGCGUGUCGGAAACAGCGGAGGAGGACCCAGCUUCGGAGCGAAUCGUGCGGAAUAAAAAGGAAGGAAGACGCGGCAAAGCCGCCAACAACACCAACCAAGAUGAGCCGGGUGACGACUUUGAUGCGCUCAUUGCGAGCUUUGUGACAGCCGACAAUACCUGCGCUCAAGCGCAAUGUCACGAGAAGAUCAAUACGGUGCUUCUGGGACGGGGAGGACCGUGCCCGCUAUGCAACCGGGGCUUCUGUUUCUCGCACGCCCUGCCCGAAGUUCACGGGUGCGGAGAGGCAGCUAGAGCUGCUGCGAGAGCGGCCUGGAAGAAAUCCGGGACGCACGCCCCGCCGAUGAAGGCAGAUAAGAAGGCGCAGGUCAAAAAGGCGCUUGGCAGGAAGUUGGAGACUCUGGCAGAGAAACGAAAAAAAAACUGAAGAAUUGCUUUUCCGUUAUGUAAUGCUACAUUCGUCGCUGUUGUGGCCAGUGUUGGUGGUGAAAUCAAUAACUGAUACAGAUGUAGAAUAAUAGAAUCUUUGAUACAUUA